Molecule: messenger RNA, 717 nt
Organism: Trichoderma asperellum CBS 433.97
Lineage: Eukaryota; Fungi; Ascomycota; Sordariomycetes; Hypocreales; Hypocreaceae
Source: RefSeq, a predicted model, not a curated record
AAAGACCCUAAUCACAUUUUUGAAAUUGCGAUAGCUCUUUGUUUCACUCAAUAUGAGCCCCCCUUCCGCGCUUCACCCAAACCACCAGAAGCUCCUCGACCGAGCUCGAGAGUUCAUUGCUGAGAUUGAAGACCAAACUCCUGGUGCAGAGCUCGAAGCUAGACUAAACAGCGAGUUUGGACCUGGAACUCCCUACUACGACGACUUUAGCAGUUUAAUUCGACAAGGCUUGGCCAAUAAUGAGAGCUGGAUCUCGAAAGAAGGAGUCGACGGUGCUAAUUUCCGCCUCUCCGACAUUAGCCCACCCACAGAAGACACUAAAUAUUUCAGCAUUCUAACAGUCUACCUGGAGAACGAUGGAUAUGAACACAUAGCGCAUAUUCACCCGUACGGUGAGCUCAACUGCAUCGUUCAGAUUGACCCUGCUGCGGAGUUCAAGGGGUUUCAAGGUUGGCAGGGCGCGGGCUGGACAUCACCGCCGCCUGGAUCUCACCAUGCCCCCUCAGUGCGCGGAGGUGGCCUGGUGGCUCUUGUCUUCAUACCCGCGGGGCGCCUAGCUUUUAAGGAACUCAAGGAUCCCCGAGACUUCUAGUUUGUCUGAUUGGGAGACAUGCUCAAUACCUAAUCGAUCCUUUGCAAGGAAUCUCCACAAAGAAUAAGCAGCACAGUGGCACUCAGAUGCAGUCAUCAGCACACAUGUAUCGGCUAGGUCUUGGC